AUGUUCCGUUACACUUCGAGAGACCUUCAUCAGGCCUCUCGCUUCCGUCCAAUUUUGAUUCGAAUGUGCUGUUUUAUUUCCCGAUCUGUUUCCGUGCAGAGUUUAUUCAUCAAGCGUAUGCUUGAUCCGAAUCCCGAGAAACGACCUUCUGCGGCAAAUCUGGUUCGUGAUCCGUUAUUGAGUCAGGCAAAGCCGGAACAAUCGCAUUUGCUAUCCUCCGAAGCAGCCGUUGCCCCGGUGGUGGCAGUUUGA
Echinostoma caproni is the source of this 252-nucleotide messenger RNA. The record is from the annotation of a GenBank genome assembly. NCBI's taxonomy places the organism in Eukaryota, Metazoa, Platyhelminthes, Trematoda, Plagiorchiida, Echinostomatidae.